GGCGCCAAGAUGGCGGCCGCGGCGGUUGCACGAGCGGUUCCUGUGGGCUCUGGACUCCGGGGCCUGCAACGGAACCUACCUCUGGUGGUAAUUCUCGGGGCCACGGGCACCGGCAAAUCUACCCUGGCGUUGCAGCUAGGCCAGCGGCUUGGUGGCGAGAUCGUCAGCGCUGACUCCAUGCAGGUCUAUGAAGGUCUAGACAUCAUCACCAACAAGAUUUCUGUCCAAGAGCAGAGACUCUGCCAGCACCACAUGAUCGGCUUUGUAGAUCCUCUUGUGACCAAUUACACCGUGGUGGACUUCAGAAACAAAGCAACUGCUCUGAUUGAAGAUAUAUUUGCCCGAGACAAAAUUCCUAUUAUUGUAGGGGGAACCAAUUAUUACAUUGAAUCUCUGCUCUGGAAAGUUCUUGUCAAUACUAAGCCCCAGGAGAUGGGCACUGACAAAGUGAAUGACCGGAAAGUGGAGCUUGAAAAGGAGGAUGGCCAUGAACUCCACAAACGCCUAAGCCGGGUGGACCCAGAAAUGGCUGCUAAGCUGCACCCUCAUGACAAGCGCAAAGUGGCCAGGAGCUUGCAAGUGUUUGAAGAAACAGGAAUCUCUCAUAGUGAAUUUCUUCAUCGUCAACAUGCAGAGGAAGGUGGUGGUCCCCUUGGAGGUCCUCUGAGGUUCUCUAACCCUUGCAUCCUCUGGCUUCAUGCUGACCAGGCAGUCCUAGAUGAGCGCCUGGAUAAGAGGGUGGAUGACAUGCUUGCUGCUGGGCUCCUGGAGGAACUAAGAGAUUUUCAUAGACGUUAUAAUCAGAAGAAUGUUUCAGAAAAUAGCCAGGACUAUCAACAUGGUAUCUUCCAGUCAAUUGGCUUCAAGGAAUUUCACGAGUACCUGAUCACAGAGGGAAAAUGCACACCAGAGACUAGUAACCAGCUUCUAAAGAAAGGUGUUGAGGCUCUGAAACAAGUAACUAAGAGAUAUGCCAGGAAGCAAAACCGAUGGGUUAAGAACCGUUUUUUAAGCAGACCUGGUCCCAGUGUCCCCCCCAUAUAUGGCUUAGAAGUGUCUGAUGUCUCAGAGUGGGAGGAAUCCAUUCUUGAACCUGCUCUUGAAAUUGUGCAAAGUUUCAUCCAGGGCCACAAGCCUGCAGCCACUCCAAUAAAGAUGCCAUACAAUAAAACUGAGAACAAGAGAAGUUAUCACAUGUGUGACCUCUGUGAUCGAAUCAUCAUUGGGGACCGAGAAUGGGCAGCGCAUAUAAAAUCCAAAUCCCACUUGCACCAAGUGAAGAAAAGAAGAUUGGACUCAGAUGCCAUCAACACCGUAGAAAGUCAAAGUGUUUCUCCAGACUGUGACAAAGAAUUUAAAGAGAAGAGAUCUCCAGGCCAGAAUGACCAAGAGCUGAAAUCCAGCAUUUAAGAGACAUGUCCAAUGGACUUUGCAAAAGUGGUGGGCUGCAGUUCAGAGGAAGGGAUGUGUCUGUCUCCCAGUCUGGGCUAAGGAGUGCUGUGCAGAAAACUCACACCAUUUUCUUCCAAUCAGUGAUGUGGUUUUAAAAUCUUGUGUUCUCUGUAAUGGAAACAGCAGAUCUUGUCA
Carlito syrichta (Philippine tarsier) is the source of this 1587-nucleotide messenger RNA. It is a transcript of the gene TRIT1, whose product is annotated as tRNA isopentenyltransferase 1. Gene Ontology annotation, molecular function: tRNA dimethylallyltransferase activity; ATP binding. The transcript is spliced from 11 exons. Gene Ontology annotation, biological process: tRNA modification. Bases 10 to 1410 code for a protein of 466 amino acids. Lineage: Eukaryota; Metazoa; Chordata; Mammalia; Primates; Tarsiidae. The record is from RefSeq and is a predicted model, not a curated record. Gene Ontology annotation, cellular component: mitochondrion.